AUGUCUUUGAUUGUCACCAGUAUAUUAAGUUCCACUAUUGGAUUACUUUGGAAUAAAGCCCGAGAUGCGACUGCUAAAGGUCUGCAGGACGGUGAUAUUACAGAUGCAAAAAUUCGUGAAAUAGUCAUGAGAGAGCUCAACGAUAUUAAGACCAAAAUUGACGGUCUCUCACGCAAAGAUCUACUCAGCAGCUACAGUUUUCUACAGGAAGGAGUACAGUUACUGAAUGUUUCUCUGGAUAAAUCGAAGGACGAGCAGAAUGCUGUGGUGAGCCAAAGUGAAGAUGAUCGCGGUGAAGCAUAA
Messenger RNA from Paramuricea clavata, 303 nucleotides. Lineage: Eukaryota; Metazoa; Cnidaria; Anthozoa; Malacalcyonacea; Plexauridae. The record is from the annotation of a GenBank genome assembly.